Molecule: messenger RNA, 1416 nt
Organism: Orbilia oligospora ATCC 24927
Lineage: Eukaryota; Fungi; Ascomycota; Orbiliomycetes; Orbiliales; Orbiliaceae
Exons: 2
Coding region: 1-1416 (471 amino acids)
Biological process (GO): positive regulation of autophagy; negative regulation of TORC1 signaling
Cellular component (GO): GATOR1 complex; vacuolar membrane
Molecular function (GO): GTPase activator activity
Source: RefSeq, a predicted model, not a curated record
AUGAGCAUUAAGUGCAUAUUUUACUCCUACUUCGAUGCCGAUAAAGGUAUUCACCGCACUGUUCAAUCUAAUACUUUCAAAGUCAUAUCUAACAUAACAUCCAUCCAAGGCCCCCGCGUUCUCUAUCAAGUCCCGGAGAACUCCGUUACUCCCUCUUCAGAUAACCCUUCCCAGCCACCGACUCUCUUCUCUUUCGAUGAAAUAUCAGACUACAUAAUCCCUAAACAACAACUAUGUGACCGGCUGAUAACAUUUUGCCGAAAUCGCUAUCGCCUUCUCGGGUACCCAAUCUGUCUUGAGGACGACAAAUACGAUCGAAAUGAAUUUAUUUUCAAUUUCGUUAUUGUCUUGGAUGAGUCUGAGGAAUUUAGUUCUUAUAAGCCUGUUGUUAAGAAGUUAGCUAGGCUGUUUAGAGCACUUGAAGAACAAAUGGGAUUCUUGUGGAAUGAGGUGACCAGAAGCUCGGUAUACACUCUAAUCGAGCAGGUCAUGGAGGAUUUAAACAGUUACUUAGAGUGCAUGAUCCCAAUAAAUGAGAGUAAUACGAUUAACCUCAAACUCUUCCCUGCAAUCCCGCCACCUCCACCUGUCAAGGCAUACCAUGUUCCAAUAUCGACUGUCCGCUUCGAAUCGAUAAUGGAUAGCAACUGGGAUCUAACCAUGCAGCGCAUCAUACCUUUCAUUGACGGUGUAAACUCCGUACGCCGCAUCUCCGAGCUUGCGGAUGCUGACUAUACACUUACGAAGAAGUGUAUUUCAGAACUACUCUACUACGGCUGCAUCAUUAUAGUCGAUGUAUUCCGCUUUGCAAAUAUAUAUGCUGUCAAUAGCGAGUUAUACAACUUUGUAAACGAUGGGGCGACUGCUACUACUUCCAGUGGAGGGCUACAGGAGGAAUGUCAAGCCUACAUCAGUAACACCGGACGGCUUCUCGAUUUCCCGGCAAUUUUAGAUUUAUACACGAGUCUAAGACAGGGAUUGACUGUGGGAGAAUGGAGCUUGGAGAAUGCUGAGAGGUUGAAGGAUGUGGAUGUGAGAAGGUUUAUACAAUUUGGAAUCAUCAAGGGAUUCUUGUACCGGGUACACAAAUAUCCCGUGAGGAUCGAUGAUGGCACAGGCGCUGUCGCGACAGUUGGUCCUGCAACAGCGGCUGUCGGAAGUUCGGUUGAUCUACACGCUUUAGCCCUAGGACACGGCCCGGAAACUCCGGGUGUAGCGGGAAGCGUGGUCGCAGGAAAAAUGGGGAAAUCGAUGACUACGGGAAGUGGACUUCUAAUGGCAGACAGGAGUCUACCACUAUUACGAUAUUUGGAUGGAGCACAUCACUUUGAUUCAAUAUGUACGGACCUACAGCAGAGUGAAAAAGAUGUACUCAAGAAUCUGGCUGCAUACCCGAUUGAGCUUAUCGAUCGGUAA